CCGCUCCGGCCCGGGGCGCGGGGCCCGCUCCGUCGCCGCGGGGUGCGCACGGCAGAUGUGCCUCCUUCAGCCCAAAGCGCCGCGGGUGAGAGCCGAGGGGCCGGUGGCUGCGUGACGGAGCCGCUGCGGCACCGUGUCGGCGUCAGAAGCCCUCCGUCCUGCGCCCCACAGCCAUGUGGCUGCUCGUGCAGGGCGUCCUGCUGGCAUCCUGCCUGCGCGCCGCCGCCUUCCCCAGGGGCUGCUACCCCUCGGAGGAGGAGGGGCUGAAGACCUUCCGCUGCAGCAACGCGCGGCUGACCGAGGUCCCCAAGGACAUCCCCAACGACACCAACAAGCUCUACCUGGACUCCAAUCGCAUCCCUUUCCUGCCCCGCGACGCCUUCCGGGAUCUGCCGCUGCUGCUGGAGCUGGAUCUGUCCCACAACGCCAUCGCCGCCGUCGAGAGCGGGGCGUUCCGCGGGCUGGCCGACCGCCUGCGCUCCCUGGACCUGUCCUCCAACAGGCUGGUGUCGCUCAGCAAGGACGUCCUCAGCAACAUGAAGGCCAAGGUGAACCUCUCCAACAACCCCUGGCUGUGCGACUGCCGGCUGCAGGAGCUGAUCCGCGCCGUGGAUCUGACGGCCGGCUCCUCCGCCGGCAUCGUCUGCGAUUCGGCGCUGCAGGAGGAGCACGUGGGCAAAGCCUUCCUGCAGGUGAUCGCCGACACGGACUUCUGCAACGUGUACAAAAAGACGACGGACAUUGCCAUGCUGGUCACCAUGUUCGGCUGGUUCGCCAUGGUGAUCUCCUACCUGGUGUAUUACGUGCGCCAGAACCAGGAGGACGCGCGGCGGCACUUGGAGUACCUCAAAUCGCUGCCCAGCAAGCAGCGGCACUCGGAGGAGUCGUCCACCAUCAGCACUGUGGUGUGAGCGGGGCUGGGGGCGGCGGGACGUCGUCGUGGCAUUCCUGGGGACACGGCCGUGGUGGGGAGCGACGGUCGGUUCUCAGUUAUUGGUUGCUGGCAAUGGGCGCAGAGCGAGAGGGGAGAACUGAGCCCCCACCACGCGGCGCCGCUCCGGAUGUCGGGACUCGGUGCGAAACUGUUCGAUUUUCUUUGCAGCCUUCCCCGGGGCGUUAACGGCGUUGGUGUUUUAAACCCCUCCGGUUUUCCCUCUGCUGCCCUGGGGAUGUUCCUGGAGCUGCGGGGCAGGGGGGUGCAGCCCUAUGGGACGAAUGGACGGGGGUGGAGGGAUGCUGCGGUGGGGAACGGCCCCAGCUCCCGUUUCCUGAGCUGGAGCUGCCGCCCCGUCGCUGCCCUCACCUUGAGAUGGGCAGCGGGGUGAAGUGGGGACCUCCCCCUCUGAGUGUUACGGUGAAAAUGGAUCAGAGCCCCCAGGCUGUGCUCCGUGCUGAGGGCGGUGGGUGCUGAUGGGGGUCCGAGGACACACGGGGUCGGUGCUUUGGGGCACUGCACCCCACUGCAGCUCCGCUCUCUCUCAAGGACUCACGGCUGCGACCGCUCACUGUGACAGCGCUGGGAUGGGGCCGAGGCCGCCGCUCCUCCGCCUCCUCCCACUCCCUGCACCGCUGCCAGGAGCCCGGACGUCCCCUCGGCCCCACAUGUCCCUUUCUGACACUCUCUAUUGGGCUCCUGGGGUCGGCGUCAGGGAUGGGGCACGCAGGGUCCACACGGAACCUCGGGGUGAAGGCAGCCCACGCCUGCCCCUCCGGCUCCUGUCUCUGAUUUUGUCCUUUUUAAAACCAACUGAAGCUCAACUGCCUUAACUCACCGAGAGCACCAACCAAAGCUGCUCCAACACCUCCGGCAGCGCCCGCCCUGCACAUCUGGGGCCGGCAGGGCUCGGGCCCCUUCCAUCCCUCCGGUGCCCGGUGCCUAAGGAUGGGGCUGUGGGGAGCCCGUGCCCUCCACAAGUGCCUACACCCCCAGCACAGCCCCAGCGCACAAACAUCCUCGGCCCGGCCCUCUGCCCCCUCCCCGUGGUGGAGCACAGGGGUGGGGGGAACCGAACCGAGCCCCCGGGGCACCAUCUCCCGAGGAGUGUUUUCUUUAAGGGACCUUUUAUG
Messenger RNA from Lagopus muta (rock ptarmigan), 2067 nucleotides. It is a transcript of the gene LRRC3C, whose product is annotated as leucine rich repeat containing 3C. Gene Ontology annotation, molecular function: protein binding. Gene Ontology annotation, cellular component: plasma membrane. Lineage: Eukaryota; Metazoa; Chordata; Aves; Galliformes; Phasianidae. The coding region runs from base 174 to 911 and encodes 245 amino acids. The transcript has 2 exons. The record is from RefSeq and is a predicted model, not a curated record.